Molecule: messenger RNA, 1119 nt
Organism: Dendronephthya gigantea
Lineage: Eukaryota; Metazoa; Cnidaria; Anthozoa; Malacalcyonacea; Nephtheidae
Product: glutaredoxin-3-like
Exons: 13
Coding region: 37-1008 (323 amino acids)
Source: RefSeq, a predicted model, not a curated record
CAUGACGUUUCCGUGUUGUUAGAGGAAGAAAGCAAGAUGGCGGUCGAAGUGAAGUCAGUUGACGAGUUCGGACAAAUUUUGAAGGAUUUUGGCAAUGGUCUUGUCGUGGUACAUUUUGCCGCAACCUGGGCUCCUCAUUGCAAACAAAUGGCAGACGUUAUCGGUGAACUCGUUAAAGAUAAUGUGCAUGUUAAAUUUCUGCAAAUUGAGGCAGAAGAUCUUGUCAGUCUAUCAGAGAAGUUCAAGAUAGCAUCUGUACCAACAAUACUCUUUUUCAAGAAUGAAAAAGAGAUUGACAGAUUGGAGGGAGCAAAUGCUCCUGAACUAACAAAGAAAGUAACUCAUCAUGCUAGUACAUUUGUCCCACCUACAACCAGCACAGAAGUCAAGCAAGAAAGUCUUGAUCAGAAACUGAAGAGGUUGAUAAAUAGCUCACCAAAUAUGUUGUUUAUGAAAGGAACACCAGAACAACCUCGAUGUGGAUUUAGUAAACAAGUUUUGCAAAUUCUGUCUGGAUAUAAGUUUGGUACAUUUGAUAUUUUAACAGAUGACGAAGUUAGACAAGGUCUAAAGACAUACUCAAACUGGCCAACAUUUCCUCAGUUUUAUGUUAAUGGAGAAUUAGUUGGGGGCCUUGAUAUCCUCAAGGAGUUGUCCGAAUCAAGUGAACUAGAGACCAUGUUGGCAGAGGCAAAAGUUGAGGAUCUGAACUCAAGGUUACAUAAACUUGUCAAUUCUGCACCAGUACUUGUAGUCAUGAAGGGGUCUCAACAGGAACCAAAGUGUGGCUUUAGUAGACAGUUAUGUCAGCUCCUUGACAGUUAUCCAAGUGUAAAGUUCUCAACUUUUGAUAUUUUGAAAGAUGAAGAGGUACGCCAGGGUAUAAAAAAAUUCUCAAACUGGCCAACAUUUCCUCAAAUUUAUGUGAAUGGCGAACUUAUUGGUGGACUGGAUAUAGUAAAGGAACUACAUGAAUCUGGAGAACUUGGUUCAGUCCUGUCACCAUAGCUAUUUGGUAUUAAAUCAUGCAAGCGACGAUUUGAUAAUGCAAAAUAAUACAUAAUUAAAAGAGACAAAAUAUUUGUACAUAUUCUCUGCUGAAAGCUAUUGCUUAAUAAA